Messenger RNA from Triplophysa rosa, 3067 nucleotides. RefSeq names its product synaptotagmin-2. The record is from RefSeq and is a predicted model, not a curated record. Gene Ontology annotation, molecular function: phosphatidylserine binding; clathrin binding; calcium ion binding. NCBI's taxonomy places the organism in Eukaryota, Metazoa, Chordata, Actinopteri, Cypriniformes, Nemacheilidae. The coding region runs from base 959 to 2425 and encodes 488 amino acids. Gene Ontology annotation, biological process: regulation of calcium ion-dependent exocytosis; vesicle fusion; regulation of dopamine secretion. Gene Ontology annotation, cellular component: synapse; axon. The transcript has 5 exons.
GGUGACGUCUGUCUGUCUGUAGUGCUGUUCUUCUGUAAGGGUCUCAUCGAGGGAGUUCUGCUCCUCAUCUUCACCGGCCUCCUCAUACAGGUGCUCGUGACCAAACACCUGGAAGGUACGUGCUCGCAUGAUCCUCCUCUCUCACUUCUGCACUGGACACUCUCAACAUGUGCUGUGAUAUCAGAAUGUUCUCUGGAAAUCCCACCUGUGAUCUGUGACAGAACACCAACAUCAGACGAGCUAAAGGAAUUUACUCAUGCUUUAUCAAAAGAUGACAUCACUACAUGGAAGAUGGUGUCAUUCGGGAUCUGUAGCCAGCAUGUUAAGUGAAGGACAAAACAGAUUUUUUAUAUAUUACAAAUUAUAUUCUAAACAUUUUCAUUAGAGACAAAGAAAAUAAACAGUUAGAAAACCCUGAAAUAUUAUUGCAACAUUGAGAAUAUCUGCUGGAACUAAAUCACUGAAAUUGACAUAAACUUACUUAAUUGUGAACAUUUGAUAAAAAUGGAAAUAUGGAUAAAAUAUUUUUCUCUUUUGAAGAUUUUGUUAAGAUUUAUCAGCUGUUUUCUGAUGCAGCUGAAUGCUGUUUAGCGGAAUGUUUGUGCAAACUCAAUAUUUUUGAUGAUCUCAAAGAUGUUUGUUCGCAUUUUUUUCUGAAUAACAGCCUCAAUUUACUAUUUUAAUCUUCUGUUUAAAGCGACUUUCAGUAUAUGAAAAUGAUCUUAAGGUUUUAAAGCGAGCUGUCCGUGUGGAUAUGUGAAGGGAACAAAGAUCUCACGGUCUCUGUGAUUGUUCUCGUCUCGUGUCAUCACACAUCAGCGGGAAAGCGCAUUGAUGUGCGUGCGCGUUCACGCUCUGCUUAGUCUGAUGAGGAGUGCGCGCGAGCCUCGUGUCAGCACACUUUAUAGACAGCAGGACUGCAGAGAGAUUUUGUAAUCUCGUAUGUAAUUCUUGUAUUAUGAAAUAUAUAAUUAUGAACAACAUGAAUGUGGAAGUUGAAGUGCAUCUCCAGAUCUUAUUGGCUGUUGGUUUGGCUGUUCUCUGUUUCUGUCUGGUGAUUGGCUGCAUCAUUUGCUGGUGGUACCAAAAGGCCCAUCCCUCAAAAGACAAGGAGGCGGGGCUAUCCCUAGCCUCCCUACCCACAGAUCACGUGACUGUGAGUCUAAGCCCCUCCCCCUCCAUCAACACUCUGCCAAUCAAACAGCAGUAUGAGGAAUUGGAUGGUGAGGUGAUGGACGGCGGUUCAACACCUUCAGAAGACGAUCUGUCCGCUCCGUCUCCUCCUCUCUCUCUCUCUGCAGUCAAGGGUCCUCAGAAAUCCCGUUUCUCCCUCCGGAGGCUCAGCUCUCCCACCGUCUCCUCCACACGCACUAAACCUGCCGUCCGUGGUCGUUCCUCACUCCCCAUCAUUCCCAAAUUCAGCCUGGUGUCAAAGACUCGCCGAGCGCCGGACCGCAGAGGCUCCAGGGCUGAAGAGAACGUCACGUGUUCAGAAAGCAGCAGACUGACCUGUCGUUCAUCUCCCGGUGUUCAGACGACAUGUUACGGCUCCAGUUCCCUCAAACCCACCCCGUCUCUUCACUUCACACUGUUCUUCAGUCCAGCAGAGAGCAGACUCACCCUCACUGUCCUGGGUCUCUAUCGAGGCUUGAAGAAAACCAGCGGAAACACAGUGAGGGUUUGUUUACCCCCCGUCCACCCCGCACCACUGCAGAGCGGCUCCAGACGCAGUCCAGACACCCCACCGCAGGUCUUCGUCCUUCAGGUGAGACCUGAGGACAUUUAUGAGUGUACGCUCAUGAUGACGGUGUCCUGCAGGGAUUUCUCUGGUCUGAGAGAGAUGCCGGUGGGUGAAGUUCAGCUGACAUGUGCAGAAAUCCACUGGAACCCCGGAUCCACCGUCACCUUCAAUCAUCCUCUCAAACCUGCCGUCAGGAGACUGAAGAAGAGUCAGAGUUCCCAGAAUGGACUGGGGCAUCUCAAGGGUUUGGUUUGUCCCAGUCAAGUCCUGAUUGUCCUGCAGUAUCAGACACUGGCACAUCGCAUGAAAGUGAUGAUCAGAAAAGCUGAAAACCUGCCCAAACUCACCAGGAUUCCAGGAAACCCAGAUCAUUGUGUCGUCAUCAAUCUACGUCAGAAUGGAAAAGUAAUCAGCAGUAAGGAGACAAAGGGCGCCAGCGGUGCGAACGCUGUUUGGAAUGCCCCGUUUCUGUUUGACCUUCCGGCGGGUGACAUCAGCGAGCUGCCUCUCAUCCUGGAGCUCAUCGUAAUGCAGGGAAGAGUGUACACAAAGAGUUGCAUUCUGGGCCGUGUUCUGAUUGGCUGCGAGGGUCCUGAGGCGGGACAGCAGUACUGGACAGAAAUGUGCAGCAGGGCGCAGGCGGAGACGACACGCUGGCACACACUUCAACCUGACACCUUAUAGACCAGACAUCUGUGAUUGACAGGACCAUCAACCAAUCCUGUGUUGUGUUACUCAUCCAGUGCUUCUCCUUUCUCAAGUUCAGGAUAGAGAGAGAGAGAGAGAGAGAGAGAGAGAGAGAGAGAGAGAGAGAGAGAGAGAGAGAGAGACGUUAACCAGCUCAUGAUGACAUUAUAAUGUGUGUUUUUCCAUCUAUGUGCGUGUGUGUGUGUGUGUGUGUGUGUGUGUGUGUGUGUGUGUGUGUGCGUGUGUGUGCGUGUGUGCGUGCGUGCGUGUCUGUGUGUGUGUGUGUGUGUGUGUGUAUGCGUGUGUGUGUUCAUGUUUGUAUAUCCCGGUGGGGACCUAAACCUGAAUACACACCAACACAUGGGGACUCGUGUCACCGUGGGGACCAAAAUUGAGGUCCUCAUGGGCACAAAAGCUAAUAAAUUGUACAGAACAAUAUUUUUUACAAAUCUAAAAAUGCAAAAAGUGUUCUAUGAUCUUUAGGUUUAGGGAUAGGGUUAGGGAUAGGGGAUAGAAUAUACAGUUUGUACAGUAUAAAAACAUUACGCCUAUGGACUGUCCCCACGGGGAUAGUCAACCAAAGCCUGUGUGUGCGUGUGUGUGUGUGUGUGUGUGUGUGUGUGUGUGUGUGUGUGUGUG